Liolophura sinensis is the source of this 645-nucleotide messenger RNA. RefSeq names its product trace amine-associated receptor 7b-like. The transcript has 2 exons. Gene Ontology annotation, cellular component: plasma membrane. Lineage: Eukaryota; Metazoa; Mollusca; Polyplacophora; Chitonida; Chitonidae. Gene Ontology annotation, molecular function: G protein-coupled receptor activity. Bases 1 to 645 code for a protein of 214 amino acids. Gene Ontology annotation, biological process: G protein-coupled receptor signaling pathway. The record is from RefSeq and is a predicted model, not a curated record.
AUGCUAGAGAACAAAACACUGCUAAAUGAGUGUGAUAUUUUGUGGCUGUGCGUUAACACAACCGUUGGCUACAAUGAUGAACAGCCGGAGCUCUCAAGAGAAAUUAGAACUAUUCAAGGAGUAGUAAUUUUAACAAUAUCUUUAUUGAUUAUUGCCAGUAACGUGAUCAAUGUGGUCGUUUUAAGAGCUAUUCUUGCCCCUUUUUUAAGCAGUUUCACCAUCGUGUUUACAUCAAUUAGCAUUACGCGAGCCUUAAAGAAAGGAAACGUUGGCAGCACUAUCAACACAGAUGGCAUCGCGUCAAACGGAAACGAUAACAGAAGAAGACAUAGGGAGAGAAAAGCCGUUCAACUGAUUAUCACCGCAACGGUGAUGUUCUUCGCCUUUUGGGGCCCUUAUGUUGUGGUGACAUUGACCAGUGUGUUCGGUAAAGUCGUGAUUCCUGUUUGGUUGGAAUUCACCGUGACAUGGAUGGGAAAUGCUAACAGUUUUGUUAAUGUGAUGAUUUACUCCUGGAUUUACCCGGCAUUUAGGAGCGAAGCAAAAUCGUUGAUGUGGAACACAAUACGGUGUCAGUGUUGUCGGAAUUCACGCCACCGCAGAAGAGUUGAUCCCGACGUGACAGAAUCGAACGGCUCUUGUUGA